This is a messenger RNA of Thelazia callipaeda (thelaziosis nematode), 861 nucleotides long. NCBI's taxonomy places the organism in Eukaryota, Metazoa, Nematoda, Chromadorea, Rhabditida, Thelaziidae. The record is from the annotation of a GenBank genome assembly.
AACACGAUUUUAGUUGACAAAAAAAAAAGUCGUCAUUCUAUACGAAUGUUACUUCUAAUUUAUUAUUACAAUAAACUGAAGUUAAAUUUGCAGGAUGAAAGUUAUAUGUACAUGGUUAGUGAUCUUUUGCUCGGUGGAGACUUAAGAUAUCAUCUGAACCAGCAGGGCAGAUUUGCCGAAGAUCGCUCAAAGCUGUAUGUUUGCGAGAUAGCACUGGCAUUGGAUUAUUUACACAAAGAAAUGAUUGUACAUCGAGACGUGAAGCCGGAAAAUAUUUUAUUGGAUGACGAAGGACACGCACAUCUUACGGACUUUAACUUAGCCACACGUCUUGCUCCAAAUACUUGCGCUACCUCAUUCUCUGGAACAAAACCGUAUAUGGCACCAGAGGUACUACUGUGUUCAUUAGGUUACCUGACAGGUUAUGAUUAUCGUGUUGAUUGGUAUUCACUUGGAAUUUGCUUUUAUGAAAUGCUCAUGGGACGAAGACCUUUCGAUUAUACUACGCAUUUAUCUUCAGAGCAGGUACUCUACUUAAUGAGCAAAAGUUUGCUAGCGCUGCCGUCUCAUUGGCCUUCAGAUUUGAUAUCUUUUAUUAGUUGUAUGCUCAGAUUCAGAAGAACAGCACCAGUAUUUAUUCCUCGUUCUGAUAGAAUGAAUUGUGAUCCUAUUUAUGAGUUAGAAAUGCACAUUAUUGGUAGCUUGGAAAAAAAUUACCGAGAUCAACGCCAGAAAAAUCAUACAAAAGAUGAGAAAAGAAUGAAUGAAAUAAGCCAAGCAUUUAUAUCCUAUAAUCGCGAAUAUCAGUGCUGUGCUAAUCAGAAGGUUUUCUUUACAAAUCAAAUACCUAAUUUAUAUUAA